This is a messenger RNA of Peronospora belbahrii, 906 nucleotides long. Lineage: Eukaryota; Oomycota; Peronosporomycetes; Peronosporales; Peronosporaceae. The record is from the annotation of a GenBank genome assembly.
AUGAUCAGAUCACGAGCACCUGCGUCUGUACGAGAACUUGUGGAUCAACCAUUGAAGAAAUUAGGUAAAUUGUAUGAAAAUUCACUGAAAGCAAUGAUGGUAUGUGGACUUGAGUUCUACUUGUCUGCAUCUCUCGUUGCAUCAUUUUUUCAGUGUCCAGAUGAAACGGUACAAGCAGAACAGGAACUCCAGACGCUCUAUACGCUAGCUUGGGUACCUCUUUUCCUCUCAAUUAUUCUCGUAUAUGGUCCAAAACUUUCAGUCUCUAUCUUUCCAUCACCGGAACAUUUUGAACGUAAUAUGUUACGUUGCAAAAUCUUUACAUGGUUGUACGCGUUUGGUCUUCUCAUUUGGGAUCCUGAUAUGAUUAUUAAGACUGGACCGUCAUUGGGGGUGAGUAUUCUCUUUUGUAUUGCUGAUGUUGGACGUUUUAUCAUGGACAUGAAGCAUUUGACUGAAGUCGAGUAUGAUGAUAAUGGCAAUUCGUUCAUUAUCCACAAGAAGACUCCACGUCAGAGUGAACAACCGCAAGACCAGCAGCAACAGCUGCGAGCCCAUGAAGAAUUACAGGAAGAAAGCUACACGGUUCAAGUAAUUGGUGUGAAUCGAUGCACGCAAUCGCGAAGAACGGGUCAACAUAAACAGCAAAGCUUUGUACCGCAUCACGAAAUGUCAGAAGUGUCUCCAUCUCAUUGUCAAGAGCCAUUAGUGCCGCUAUACGAUAGUGCGAAUAAGCUUGGCAGUCGGAGACAAUCACGAAAUGGUACGAAACGUGAUCAGGACUUGAGACUGGACCAAUUCUCAUCGUCAAAUAAAAGUGAAGACGUUGCUGUCUUGGAUUCUAAUGGUGCUGAAAAGGAAGACGGAGAGUUAAUUGCGAAAAAGUCAUUUACGUAUGAAUUUUAG